UCCUGCUCCAAUCAAGAUGCAGAGCAGCUCUUCGGUCGGACACCUUUCAUCGCCUUACUGGAGUAGAACAGUGCUGUUCCCUGACUGGGCCUACAAACCAGCCUGGUCCCCCGGCUCCAGACAGGUCCAGCUUUGGCACUUCCUGCUGGAGCUGCUGGGGCGGGGCGAGGGCGGAGCCAUCGGCUGGGGAGGGGAGUGGGGCGAGUUUGUCAUCCGGGACCCCGAGAGGCUUGCCAGGCUGUGGGGGGAGAGGAAGGGCAAACCACACAUGAAUUAUGACAAGCUCAGCCGGGCGCUCAGAUACUACUACAACAAACGCAUCCUGCACAAGACCAAAGGGAAAAGAUUCACCUACAAGUUCAACUUCAGCAAACUCAUCCUGGUCAACUAUCCAGGACACCCCCCAACACCUGGCCCCCAGCUGGUACAGAGCUGCCCUCUCCCCUUUCCUCUCCUCCCCGCUGAGAGUGGUCUUCCUCUGUGUGGGGGAGCAGGGUCAUUGAUGGACAGAGUUUGUUCAGUUGCCAGGAAGACAGCUCAGUUUCAAGCUCCAGAAAAAGCUACAGUCCAGCCUCUGCCUUACCCCUUCCUGCUCCCGUGCUGCCUCCCUAAGCCCAUCCCGACCUCCCGUGCUCUCCACGGCCACUUCCCCUUCAUCUGCGCCCCAGCACGUCCGGGGGCCAACCUGAGGGAGCACAGGGAGUCGGGCCUCCCACCUCUCGCCUCGGCCCUCCCCAACUGCUGGCAGCACAAGAGCCCGGCAGGGUGGGAUCUGAACCACAUCAGUCGAAGCCUGUUUGGUGGAGCGAAGCAGACUGAAACUCGAGGAGAGGAGAGGAGAGCGGGGAAUGUCGCACAGAUUGGGGAGAGAGAGUGAGGAAGAGGAACAAACUACAACAGAUGGACUUCUUUCCCUCCUCAAAUCUCUCACAUGCUUUGUGUGUUUUUUUUUUUAGCUCAUUGUACAGUAGUUUAUUAUUCACUGCCUGACUUUGUAUUUAUUACUUUGGACCUUGGUUGUAUUGUGUGUAUUUUUUGAUAGAAAUAUUGAGGAAGCUGCUUUUCUUCUGCCAGCACUUCACGCCACAGUAAGAAAACUGCACUUGUAAACAAUUAACAACAUGGCACUUGUGUUUGAGUAAAUAAAACAGUGCACUCAACUUACAUUAUUCAGCUGCUUGCCUUGCAUUCACCCCCCGUCAUCGGGCUUCAUGAAAAUAAUAAGAGCUGCAUAAAUGAUGCAUUCAAACAGACACUGAAAUUUUCAUGAACGGGAUCCUUCGUGUCUUCUUUGCAGCAUCAGGACCAUAGACUGUACCAGAAGCUUGUGUGUGCAGCUACUCCCCCCCCCCCGACACAGCAGGGGGCAGUAGCAUCAUGGACAUGUUGCAUUAACAACAAAGUAUUUCCCGGGAGAGAGUUAGAGCAGAGAUAUGUAAAACUUACAGAGGUGUCACUCUGGUGACAUUUACCGGCUACCCUAAU
Micropterus dolomieu (smallmouth bass) is the source of this 1485-nucleotide messenger RNA. RefSeq names its product ETS domain-containing transcription factor ERF-like. Gene Ontology annotation, biological process: regulation of transcription by RNA polymerase II; cell differentiation. Lineage: Eukaryota; Metazoa; Chordata; Actinopteri; Centrarchiformes; Centrarchidae. Gene Ontology annotation, cellular component: nucleus. Bases 17 to 877 code for a protein of 286 amino acids. The record is from RefSeq and is a predicted model, not a curated record. Gene Ontology annotation, molecular function: sequence-specific DNA binding; DNA-binding transcription factor activity, RNA polymerase II-specific. The transcript is spliced from 7 exons.